Molecule: messenger RNA, 1227 nt
Organism: Lachnellula hyalina
Lineage: Eukaryota; Fungi; Ascomycota; Leotiomycetes; Helotiales; Lachnaceae
Product: Malic acid transport protein
Exons: 2
Coding region: 1-1227 (408 amino acids)
Biological process (GO): malate transmembrane transport
Cellular component (GO): membrane
Molecular function (GO): malate transmembrane transporter activity
Source: RefSeq, a predicted model, not a curated record
AUGGCACCUACUCGAGUCCCUUCGCACCAUCGAAGGCGCUCAGCCAAUUCAUUGGAGGGCCAGAGAGGGACUCUGCGUACCAGUAAGGCAACCUUGCAUGGAGACAUUGGUAUUCGGGAUCGUCUCCAUCACUUCACGUGGGCCUCCUACAAUUUGACAAUGGCCACUGGAGGUAUAGCAUUGAUUCUGGCAAGAACUCCUCAUAGAUUCGACGGCCUUACGGUCCUUGGCGAUAUCGUCUUUCUUCUCGAUAUAGUCCUAUUUCUCGGUAUCUGCAUAGCGAUAUCGACUCGAUUCAUCCUCUUCCCAAAAGCGUUUAUGGCCUCUCUUCGACAUCCCACCGAGUCUCUAUUCUUCCCUACAUUCUGGAUCUCAUUAGCCAAUGUGCUUAACAAUGUGCAGGAAUACGGGGUGCCGAAAUGCGGCCCCUGGCUGGUUGUCACAUUGCGUGUCCUAUUUUGGGUAUACAUUGCUUGUACCUUCCUUCUGGCAGUGGGACAAUACUUCUUUCUCUUCACUGGCAAGCCGCUCACGAUCCAGGACUUCACGCCAGCUUGGAUUCUUCCUGUAUUCCCGGUGAUGCUUUCAGGAACGGUUGCGGCAAUCAUCGGCCCUUCUCAACCCCCAGAACAUGCUCUACCAAUUUUAUUCGCAGGCGCGACAUUCCAAGGUCUCGGCAUCAGUAUCUCGACGUAUAUGUUCUCGACUUAUCUCGGUCGUCUUAUGGCACAUGGUCUCCCGCGGCCAGACACUCGUCCAGGAAUGUUUAUCGCUGUUGGACCACCAGCUUUUACAGGUCUGACAUUUCUAGGCAUCUCUAAUAGUCUGGCAAACAUCUACCCGUCCUACACUACUGUGUCGGGAGUCAACCAUCCUGAAAUAAUUGCUGACAUUUUUCGUAUCGUGGCUCUCUCUGCAGCCAUCUUUUUGUGGGCAACAGCAUUCUGGUUCUUCAGCAUCGCCCUCGUAAGCGUACUUCAUGGUGUUUUUACACAAGGACUAACCUUCCACCUGGUGUGGUGGGCGUUUGUCUUCCCGAAUGUGGGUUUUACGAUCUGUACAAUUAAUAUUGGUCAAGCACUUAUGAGUGAGGGGAUCUUGUGGCUAAGCAGUGUGAUGACAGUUUUGCUGGUGAUCGUGUGGCUCUUUGUCGGAACCAUGCAUUUCCGCGCAGUGUGGAAGAAACAAAUUUUGUGGCCUGGGAAAGAUGAGGAUCAUGAUCAAUGA